GCGGGACUUCCUGCGCGGGAGCCGGAGGGGCUCCACAGUCGCGCCCGCCGUGGUCUCGGCUCGCGUGGCGGCGGCGGCGGAGCGUCUCGGUGAGGAGGUGCGCGGGGACAUGACGUCAGCGUCCACAAAGGUCGGAGAGAUCUUCUCCGCGGCCGGCGCCGCCUUCACGAAGCUCGGGGAGCUGACGAUGCAGCUGCAUCCCGUGUCUGAUUCUUCCCCCGCGGGUGCGAAGUGGACGGAGACGGAGAUAGAGAUGCUGAGGGCUGCUGUGAAGCGAUUUGGGGACGAUCUUAAUCACAUCAGCUGUGUCAUCAAGGAACGGACAGUGGCUCAGAUAAAGACCACUGUGAAACGAAAGGUGUAUGAAGAUUCUGGCAUUCCCCUUCCAGCUGAGUCACCCAAGAAGGGACCCAAGAAGUUGGCAUCUGGUGUCCUGUCACCUCCUCCAGCUGGCCCUCCAUCCAGCAACUCCAGUGUCACUGAGGCAGGGGGUCCCCCCAUAAAGAAACAGAAGGCUGAUGUGACCCUUAGUGCUCUGAAUGACUCCGACGCCAACAGUGACCUGGUGGAUAUUGAAGGGCUAGGAGAAACUCCUCCAACCAAGAAACUCAACUUCGACCAGGGGGACUGGAGAAGGGAAGGUGCUCUCGCAGUACAGGAGAUGGGACAGCCUGACGCAGGAUUCUGGCCUCCUCACAACCUCCACUGGUGUUCCUCUGCUCUCCUGCUGAGCCUUCCACCCGACCCUCUCACUGUUCGCUCUGGACCUGUGGAUUGCCCGGGAGUGGAGCAAGGCCCGCAUGAGAGAGGGUCAUAAGGCUGCAGGGGUGGCCACCUGGCUAUUGCUGAUAACUGUCUGCUCCUACCCCCUGACCUCUGUGUGAUGGACAUUUUUAUAUAUAAAAAUAAAGAAUUCUGUCAGCAUGGUA
Molecule: messenger RNA, 929 nt
Organism: Cavia porcellus (domestic guinea pig)
Lineage: Eukaryota; Metazoa; Chordata; Mammalia; Rodentia; Caviidae
Gene: Bacc1
Product: chromosome unknown C17orf49 homolog
Exons: 7
Coding region: 110-817 (235 amino acids)
Cellular component (GO): NURF complex; MLL1 complex
Source: RefSeq, a predicted model, not a curated record